Struthio camelus australis is the source of this 1020-nucleotide messenger RNA. Lineage: Eukaryota; Metazoa; Chordata; Aves; Struthioniformes; Struthionidae. The record is from RefSeq and is a predicted model, not a curated record.
AUGGAAGAAUUUAAGCCUUCAGCAUUUGAAGAGAUUAUCAGGUGGCUAAUUCAGCGGGAGGAAGGGCGCCAGCUUCUGCGGGAGCUCCUGGGAUGGGAGCCCUUCGAUGAAGUCUGGGACCUGCGGCGAAGCAUCCGGCUGGACAUCCUCUACAACAGCAUCAUGUUCGCUGCGAGGAAAGGCCUCUCCUGGGCAGCAGUGGCAGCAGUGGGGAAGAUCGCACAGGAGCUCCUCGAGGAGAUGAAAGUGGGAUUGCUGAAGGAUUUGCAUGCCCAGGCAGAAAAAAGUGUACACGCUCAAUUCCUGAUCAUCAUUGCCCUAACCCCAUUCCUGCAAUAUGACUCAUUCAUGGACAUCAAGCCUGAAGAAAGUCAGGGAGAUUUGCCUCCAAGUGAGAUCGGUCUAACCAUCUCCCAGGCCCUCCAGGUCUUCCAGGAUAAAGUCUCAGCAUGUGAGCCGAAGCUGAGGCCACUCAAGCCAGGCAUUCUGUGCGAUUACUUUCUCAACACGUAUUUCAAACAUUUCCACCUCUACCAAUUCCUGCUAUGCCACAAGAGGACAGUGCAGCAGCGCUACGCCACCCUGGAGGUCUGCGUGCCCCCACAUCCCCUCCCGCUGGAGACUGGCAUAGAUGCAGAGGUUGAAAAACACCAGCAGCAAAUUGCUGCCCUGUCAGCUGCCGAGACCCAAAAACGUACCAAUGUGCUGCAUCUCCGAAAGAUGCUAAGGGCAGAGAAGAAUACCAUCCUGGAAAAAGUGUACAAAAAGCUGGAAGACCCAAGCGAGAAGCUAGACAGAGAGAGACUGGCGACCUUAGUGGAAGAGGUGAUCAGAGUUGAGGAGGAAACCACACGUGAGAUCUUCCAGGCUGAGAUCCAGGCCACCUUUGAAAUCCUGGAGCUGAGACUCCAGAAGAAGAUGCUAGCCUUGAAACCACCUGUUCCUAAUCUUCCACCUCUUGCCCCUGCUGUCCAAGCCAAGAAGGCACCUAAACCUCGGGAAAGAAAAAAGAAGAAAUGA